This is a messenger RNA of Xylona heveae TC161, 1246 nucleotides long. RefSeq lists its product as hypothetical. Gene Ontology annotation, cellular component: extrinsic component of mitochondrial inner membrane. NCBI's taxonomy places the organism in Eukaryota, Fungi, Ascomycota, Xylonomycetes, Xylonales, Xylonaceae. Gene Ontology annotation, molecular function: metalloendopeptidase activity. Gene Ontology annotation, biological process: mitochondrial protein processing; mitochondrial proton-transporting ATP synthase complex assembly. The coding region runs from base 154 to 846 and encodes 230 amino acids. The transcript is spliced from 3 exons. The record is from RefSeq and is a predicted model, not a curated record.
AACUUCCCGACACCAAACGACCAGGACAACAUUUUAGACAUUCUCCGAUAACAUCAUCAAUUGCACCCUCUUUUCCGCUUCGCUCUCUUUUGUCUGCUGUCCUACAUCAAGAUCAACCUUUUUCUCGGGAACCUCUAGCACCCAAUUAUCAUCAUGGCUGAAAAGCCCGCCCCUGACAACAACGGGUACAUCCCCGGCAACGACGGCUGGACACGGACGCGCAACUGGUUCCGCAUCUUGACCAACCAGAUGAACGACCAAGGCAAAGAACAGUACCGACAGUCAAUGAGCAAGCUGCACGAAGAGCGCGAUUGCAAGCGGUGCGAAGCAGACCGUGACUAUCUCCUCCAAUACAGCCCCAUCAUCCGCUUCCUCCGCACAAAUAUCCAGCAAUUAUCCCCAGACUCGGACAUCAACGCCAGCAACAUCCGCUGCCGGCGAUGCGAUAAGCGCCAGAACGGCGGCUUCGAGCCCGGUUACGGCAUCCAGAUCUGCGCCAACGAGAUGCGCAAUCAGAGCCAUUUGGAAGAUACCAUGGCGCAUGAGAUGGUUCAUGCGUAUGACCAUUUGCGAUUUAAAGUCGAUAGAGGAAAUCUGCGACACCAGGCCUGUACAGAGAUUCGCGCAUCCACGUUGAGUGGCGAAUGCAGGUUCACCCGCGAAUUCUUCACGCGCGGCCAAUGGAAAAUCACCGAACAAUUGCAAGAAUGCGUACGACGACGAGCGACAUUAUCCAUGAUGGGCCGGCCGGGCGUCAAGGAUGACGUGCAUGCCGCUCGUGUGGUGAAUGAAGUCUGGGACAGCUGUUUCUCAGAUACUCGGCCUUUUGAUGAGAUUUACCGCUGAUACUUACCUUUUCUUCUCUUCUUUGUUUAUAUAUCCUUUUUUAUUUUUCUCCAUGUAACCUUUUAUAUAAAGGUUUGACGAAUCUGCUCGCCAAUUCUCAAUUUCUCCUCUUUGCAAAUCGUAUCGGUAAUUGGCAUCAUAUACCUUACCCAGCAUCAUACCGUCUCAUUACCGAUCACUGUUCAAGCGGAUCUUUCACUUCCACUGGCUUUAUGAAGAAAAUAAGUCUCUUGUAUUAUUAUCAUAUGUAUCAUAGCAUUUCUGCAUCAUCCGGGCCGAGGAGAAAAAAAAGUAAAGAAACAAAAAUCAGAACGCUGGCACCCGGCGCCAUUGCGCCAAUGGAUCAAAUAGAAAAAUCUCCACAUUCUUCUUAAGUUUCCUCCACGGAAACUCCCCCCCU